GAAGUGACACUCGCGCUUCUCAAACCCGACCUUCUCAUGGACCCAGCAUCAAUCCACACAAUCCUGGAAGAAAUCCACUCACAUAACAUCCACAUAACCCGGCGCAAAACCCUCCAAUGGACACGCGCAGAAGCUGAGCAAUUUUACAAUGAACACCAAGGAAGGUUUUUCUUCAACCGACUGGUCGGAUACAUGACCUCAGGACCACUGAUGGCUUUGGAACUGUCCGGUCCCGGGGUGAUAUCAAAGUGGCGUGGGAUGUUGGGAUCAACGCAUCCGGUGAGAAUGCGUGUGGAGAGGCCGAAGUGUUUGAGGGCGAGGUUUGGGUUGACUGAUACGAGGAAUGCGUUUCAUGGGAGUGAUUCAUUGGAAGCUGCAAAGAGAGAAUUGAAAUUUAUAUUCAAA
Messenger RNA from Kickxella alabastrina, 405 nucleotides. RefSeq names its product nucleoside diphosphate kinase. NCBI's taxonomy places the organism in Eukaryota, Fungi, Kickxellomycota, Kickxellomycetes, Kickxellales, Kickxellaceae. The record is from RefSeq and is a predicted model, not a curated record. Gene Ontology annotation, biological process: CTP biosynthetic process; GTP biosynthetic process; UTP biosynthetic process. The annotation marks the transcript as partial. Gene Ontology annotation, molecular function: nucleoside diphosphate kinase activity. The transcript has a single exon.